ACAAAUAUUUUUGUUAUUAAGGCCAUCGCCGUCCUCAAGUUUCUAUUAGGGUUCAUAGGCGAGGGAACAGAGUGAGUUAUUUCCUUCCCUUGUGAUCUCUUCUUACAAUUCGCUUUUUGAAACGAAUCACUUCGUAAGAUCCUGUCGUUGUUUCACUUCAAUCGUCUUCCAAUCUCUCUAAUACAUGGGAUUGUCUGGUUCCUUAUCAUGUGUAGGUUAAUCGAGAAAACAUUGAGAUACCUUUUUUCUUGAGCUAACAUUCGUCUCUGGUUUCCGAAAUAUAAUGGAUAGAAUCAGUCACUUACCUGACGAAGUCCUAUCGAAGAUUUUGUCAUUGCUUCAGACAAAAGAUGUUAUGCGAACCAUGCUUUUGUCUAAACGCUUUAAGUCUCUCUGGAUGUUUGUAUCAAGACUCGAGUUUGAUGAUAGUACUCACUUUCCCAAACCUCUGUUUGGGGGAGCUUUAGAGCCUGAUUAUAGAAUAUUUCGGCAGUUUGUGGACAGAUCUUUGAUGUCACUGGAAGGUCAGGUUCUACAAAGUCUGUAUCUCAAAUUAGGUCGACAUUUCACAGAUGGAGAUGUUGCGAUUUGGGUUAGAAGCGCGUUGAAACGUAGUCUAGUGGAGCUGAAACUCGAAUGCACAGAGUCAAACUUACGCUCAUACGUAUACUCGAAGUGCAGGCAUUUUCUUCCAAAAAUUCUAUAUACAACUUGUGAAACACUUGUGGUCUUAAAACUUAAAUAUGUUGGUUUGGAUGUUCCUGACCUAGUUUGUCUAAGGUCUCUCAAAACUUUAUCCCUCAAAUCUGUGUUUUUCUCUAACCAGCGUUCUCUCCUUAGACUUUUACCCAAUUGUCCUGUUCUUGAAGACUUGCUCAUACAAAGAAGACCCUAUUCCAAUCCCGGUCUGAUUUUCCAGAUUGUAGUGCCUUCCUUGAAGAGAUUAUCUUUGAACUAUUAUGGAAUCAAGGAACUUGAGAUAGAUGCUCCUUCUUUGAAAUACAUGCACAUUGUAGAUAGUUCGCCUGACCUUUUAGUUAUCAAGAGUUUGAACAUCAAUGAGAUGGUUAAGGCCAAUAUUCAUAUUAAUCUUAGCCGACCCGAGAAGCUUCUGCAUUCUCUUUCUUCAGCCGAGCAUAUUCGUUUAUGUUUAUCAGCUUCAGAGGUUGUGUAUCCUGUUGGUAGUUGCUUCCAUAGACUCAAACAUUUGGAGGUAUGUACUUGCAAAUCAGAGUGGCUCGAUUUGUUUAUGCAUCUGCUCGAAGAUUCACCUAGUUUAAAGGUUAUCAAAAUCAAUCAGUGUCAUCCUGCUAACUAUGUCCGGCCUCGCUGGAAUCAACCGAGCUCUGUUCCAAGAUGUUUGUCCUCAAAUCUUGAAAUUUGGGAGUGGAUCAAGUACGAAGGAACGCAAGAAGAGAAAGAGCUUUCGACAUAUAUCUUGAAAACCGCAGUUUGUUUAAAGAAGGCGAGUUUCACCGCUAAUUCCAAUGAUGACAAGAAGAAACUGCAGAUGCUUCAGAAGUUAUCGUUGUCGCGAAGGGUUUCAUCCACUUGUGAGCUUGUAUUCAAUUGAAAUGUUCAAGCUAAUCAGUGAUCACUCUCAGAUCAAACCUCUUCAGAUACUUCUCAACAACAUGUCUUCUUCUUUUGACAAAUUAUUUGAUUCUACUCUUAAAAAGUGACAGUGUACGUAUGCAACAUUCGUUUUUUUUUCCUUUCUCUUAUGGAGUUUCAUGUUAAAGUUUGCAGUUAUAUUGAAUCCUUGUUUAUGGAAAGUCUAUAACUGCGUUAGUAGAAACUAGAAGGGUUGAAUGUUAUACCCAAAAUUUGCUAAAGUAGUAAAGUGUAAAAUUCAUAAUUUUAUCGUUGUUUUUAAGUGCAAAAUUUGCUGUUGUUAUUGGC
This is a messenger RNA of Arabidopsis lyrata subsp. lyrata, 1902 nucleotides long. RefSeq names its product FBD-associated F-box protein At5g56380-like. The transcript is spliced from 3 exons. The record is from RefSeq and is a predicted model, not a curated record. The coding region runs from base 284 to 1573 and encodes 429 amino acids. Gene Ontology annotation, molecular function: protein binding. Lineage: Eukaryota; Viridiplantae; Streptophyta; Magnoliopsida; Brassicales; Brassicaceae.